CCUCAGAUUCCUGUUCUUGGAUGACAGGAGUGAUGUGGUCUUCUACUGUUGUAGCUCAUCCACCUCGAGGGUUGACGUGGUGUGUGUUCUGAGAUGCUUUUCUGCUCACCACGGUUGUUGUAAUUCGAGUUACUGUAGACUUCCUGUCAGCUUCAACCUGUCUGACCAUUCUCCUCUGACUUCUUCUCUCAUCAGCAUGGUGUUUCCACCGGCAGAACCACCGCAAACAGCCAUGCAACAGUUACUGAAGCUCUCGACCUGUACCUGCAUGAUUUUAUGCAUUGUAGAAUGGAUAAGUGUGAAUAUAACACACAUACACACAUACAGUGGGGUCCAAUAAUAAACAAAUAAACAGAAGGUUUUAGAAUUUUGAAAUAUUUAAAACAAAGAAAGUAAAUGUUCAAUAUGGUUCAAUAUUUAAUACUCAUGAUUCUGUACUAUUUCUACAUCCCUAUUUAAAUGUAAGCAAAUGUGUGAUCUUGAUCAUGUUAACUGCUUUGUACAAAAGGUCAGAUUUUGUUCGUGUCUAAUCUAAUCUCUUCUUCUGAAGCAUGUGAUCAGACGACACUAUUUUAGAUGGAUUUGAUCUAAAAUAGAUCAUAAGGUUUUGCACAAACGUGUGGAGUCCAUCCCAGCUCGAGUCACACUGUCAUUAAAGCGAAAAGGGAACGAACCAAAUCCUAAGAAACUCUGACAAUCAUGUAAAUAUUUCAUUCAUAUACAUUCUACUUUUCACUCAUGUUGUUGUCAAUAAUAUAAUUUGUAAUGAAAAUUGGUGUAUUAAAUUAGAAAAGAUUCCACUGUGUGUGUGUAUGUAUGUGUAUAUAAGCUAAUUAACCACAAAGACAUUUUUAAUAACCUUUUUACCAAGUUUUUACCCAUCUUAAUCAAGGGUGCCAAUUAUUCUGGAGCUGAUUGUAAAACAAGUAUCUGCUAAUGACACAAGUGUUGAAUGCGAAGCAAGCACACGCAGGGGAACAUGUCUGUCAUAUACGUGUCCAACAAGAGGAAAAUCUCAAGGCCUGAAAAAAAGCCUCAAACAGGAGACCCAAAAAUUAUGGAUAAAGUGGUUGCAGUAUGUGGCGGGGUUCCAUCCAUGAAUGAAGAGGCAAGUCCCCAAAAGAUAAAAAGAACAUAUGGCAGGAAAAAAUACCAUGAUCUGCAGCCGGUCUCCAGGAUUCCUGCAGAAGAUGGAUCUUCGUGCACUUCAGUGGUCCAUGCUAACUCAUUGAAUGGCUCUAAAACGCAAGCCGUUGCUUAUGGUCCUGCUACUGCGUGCAGGACAAAGGACAACGUUGGCUCUGGUUUGGAGAUAAUGAGAGAGAGAGUUCCCGUCAUAGUUCCUGUAGCACAGUAUACGCAGAGGAGUCCCUCAGCUAACAGUGCUAAAAGCAGGACUCAGAGAUCUGAGUUCUACUGCGUGAAGAAGGAGACACCCAGUUAUCCUCCAGGAAGUCAAGAGGAGACUUGGCAGCUGCAGAUUCUAGCAAAGGGCCGAGUGACCUGCCCCAAGUGUAAACGUGUAGCGAGGAAAACAGUGGAGGGCCUGAAAAAACACAUGGUAGCCUGCAAACUGCAUGUAUUUAAAUGCACACAUUGUGGGAAACAACUGAAGACUUCAACUGGGAUGAAGUACCACCUCAUGGCUGACCACAAUAAACUGCCCACCCCAGAUGAUGGACGUGGACUGGAUGACCACGCAGUGAAAGAAAAAUUGAGAAAAGUCCUAAAAAGGUUGGGAAAAUUAAAAUGUUCCAAAGAGGGCUGUAGUGGCAGCUUUACCAGUAUAAUGGGCUACGUUUAUCACAUGAAAAAAUGUGGUAAAGCGGAGUCCGAGCUGGAGAAGCUCCUAAUGAACUGCAAGCACUGUGGGAAGCCUUAUCGCUCCAGAGCAGGACUGGAGUACCAUCUAAAAUCCGAGCAUGGUCCGGAACCCCAACAGGCUGAAGCAAAUGGCCAGAGGGAAGCCAGCGUGGAGUGUGAAUCCAGUGGCAGGGCCAAACGCACAUCAGCCCAGGUGGCCAUUUUCCAUCUGCGUGAGAUUGCCAACCAGGAGCUGUUCAAGGAGUGGCCCAAGAGGAAGGUGCAGCGAGACUUGGUCCCCGAUGACAGGAAGCUACGUUAUUCCCGUCCCGGAUUGCCCGCCUUCAGCCAGGAGGUCUUGCGAAAGUGGAAGAAUGAGGUGAAACUGAACAGAAGAAUGCAGUGUCCCAACAAGGGUUGUGGUUGCUACUACACAAGUGUGUCGGGUCUGAAGGCUCAUUUGGGACUCUGCACCCUGGGCAACUUUCAGGUUGGGAAAUACACAUGCCUGAUAUGUAAGAAAGAGUUCAACUCUGAGAGUGGCGUGAAAUACCACAUCAACUCUGUUCAUUCCCAGGACUGGUUUGUGGUCACCUCCAAGGCCAAGAGUUUCACCUCCAACAAAAAGCUCAAGCCAAAGAAGCUUUGCACGCCAAACCCAGCUCUCCUUUUCCCCCAGGGACCCUGCACCUGGCAGGAUACACAGACUCCAGCAGAUGCUACGACCAGUGAGUCCGUAUGCCCAGAAACACCAGAGAGGAAAACGAAAGAUGUGAAAAAAACUAGAAAGUACAAACUGAGAGGGCAGGAGAAAGACUGCAGUGAUAGCCAGAGCAGUAGUAGUGGAAGCGAGAGCUCCAGCAGUGAGUCAGAAGCAGAGGUUCCAGGGAAUGAUGCCUGGAAGCUAAACAAGCCACAACCUCAACCUGAGAAAGCUAAGAAUGACAACCACUAAACCAUUCCUCUAAUACAUGAUGCUUUUUAUUUCCCUUUUCAAGCUUUUGACUUUUUAAAAAUCUGUGGUUUUUAGGUGAUUUCAUAUUAUACAGGGUUCUGACUCGUGGCAUUUACAACAUUUACAGUUUAGCCAUAGCUUUUAUGAUUUUGUCCCUUCACUACUGCAAUAUGGGAGACACUGAAAACUGUGCUUUUCUGCUUUUCAACUAAAGGAGCGGUCAGACCAAACAGGAAUAAAAUUUGCCUGGUGGAAAUACCAAGACAACUUCAUCUAGGUGAACGUGCGAAUUUAGAAAACUAGAAAAAAGGCAGUACUGUGCUGUCUUUGGUUGGUAAAAAAAUGUGCAUAAUUAUUUUAACUGCAGUUUACAGGAAGUUUUAGCUUUAUAGCACCUACAGCUCCAGGAAAACGUUGACGGACAUGUACGAAAGCACGUUAAGUUGUUGGGUGUGCAUGUGUAUGUACAUGGAGUUAUUCAGUAAGAAAAGUUUGGGAGAAAGGUUAUACUUAAACCUCCUCUCUUUCAGCUAAGAUGACGUGUAGCUGCAGCUAGCAUGCGUUCUCCCUGACUGUCUCGGCCUCGUUGUGUCGGUUUUACAUAAUUUCCCUAAGCAUAAUGUAAAAGGUAUUUACAUUUAAAGGUAUUAAAAAUGGUGGUAUGUAAAACAACGACAAUGCAGCAGAAUUUUUCAGGGCUGUUCACAAAACACGAGUAUAUUUUUCUCACUUCGUGGCAGUUCAUGUUAUCUCCUGCACCAAUUCUCCAGAUCCAGAUUGAAUGCAAAGCUUUUUUUUAGUUUGCUGCUGUUGUACAAACCACUUCUGGUUCAAGCUGUAUUGUGUGUAAACUGCUGCAUGUAUUGUUGUCCAUGUGCAUACUAGAGUGCUUUUGACUAGCAGUUUCGUAUCAGUGAUGUUUCAUGCUGUAUUAGCUUUGACGUAUGCUGUUAUGGCAUCUACAUCGUGUUCUUGUAUGCAUCAUUGAGAGGGCUGGGAAACAGUGGACUGAAGAAAGACUGAGGAACAACAGAGUACUAUACUAUAGUAGACUAUAUCAAUAUUGUAAAGGGUUUCAUUCAGAUCUAUGUUUUAAUACUGUAUAUGAUUGAGUGUGACUACUGUGUGUGCAAAAGAACUUUGUGUGCUGGAUCUAAUUUUUAAUACCUGACUUUUUUAAAUGUUAGACUGUAAGAUGUCUACAUAGACUUUGUUAAAGUACUUUAUUAACCAAACCCUAAUAAAUGAAAUAAAAGUUGUAUAUAAGUGUA
Pangasianodon hypophthalmus (striped catfish) is the source of this 4029-nucleotide messenger RNA. RefSeq names its product zinc finger protein 512 (gene znf512). NCBI's taxonomy places the organism in Eukaryota, Metazoa, Chordata, Actinopteri, Siluriformes, Pangasiidae. The record is from RefSeq and is a predicted model, not a curated record. Bases 953 to 2758 code for a protein of 601 amino acids. The transcript has 15 exons. Gene Ontology annotation, molecular function: zinc ion binding.